This is a messenger RNA of Aspergillus steynii IBT 23096, 830 nucleotides long. RefSeq lists its product as uncharacterized. The transcript has a single exon. Lineage: Eukaryota; Fungi; Ascomycota; Eurotiomycetes; Eurotiales; Aspergillaceae. The record is from RefSeq and is a predicted model, not a curated record. The coding region runs from base 52 to 642 and encodes 196 amino acids.
GGCAAAGCAACCAGCUCAAGAAAAAGAAAACCCCCAUCCACCUCUCUCAAAAUGCAGAAUUUCCUCCCAACCCUCCUCCUUCUCAUUACCACCGUCACCGCCACCCCAACACCCAUCGACCUCGUCCGGCGCGAAUGUAAAUACCUUGCCCCCUCGGCCAUCGACAUCCUCAGCGAGAGCAACCCCGACACUCCCUCCCUGGGCAACCACUUCUCUCUCUCCCACGAGGCCAAUCCCUCACGCAACACCGAAACUGUCGCCUUAACCUUCACCGACAUCCCCGCCACCGCAAGCGGCUGUGUCCUACAACUCGCGAUCCCGAAGCUGACGCACGAGAACGAGAUUGCGUCCGGAACAGCCACGCAGGCUGAGAUCUGGAAAACGAACCCGUGGACACACGACGAUGCCCCGACUUGGAGCCAUCCCCCGCACAAAGACCGGAUGGUGUCCACGACGGGAUUCCCGACUGAGGUGACCGAUGAGAAAGACGUGAGAUGGUUGGCGAGUGAUACUUGCAGUGAGACAAUGAGCUAUUAUGUCGAGUUGAGUGAUUGGCAGAACAGUGAGGGUGACGUUGAUUUUGAGAAUCAUGUUGAUGGUGGUGAUGGUGAUUUGGGAUUCAGGAUGGUCUAUGGGUGUUAGGUCUCUUAUUUGGCUCCACUGGUGAAAGGCGUGAUUAGGUGACAUGUGAGGGAUGUUCGAGAGCUAUUUAGGGCUUUGUGGUGAUAAUGUUUUCAGGUCCAGGGGGGAAGUAUUUUGUUGACGGUCAUGCUAUACGGGUUUUGUAUCGACUUCAUGUUUGUUGUUACGUUAGAUCGUUCAGUUUCCGA